CCGACGAUCCUGGUGAGGCCGCAAUCGCAGCAGGUGAAGGCAGGCGGAAUAGCGAGCUUCUACUGCACGGCGGAGGGAGCCCCGCCGCCCCAGAUCCAUUGGAGGAAGAACGGAAAGAAAGUUUCCCAGGCUCAGGCACGGUACGUGGUGCAGAACUAUGAAAACGGAGCUUUACUACGGAUCGAACCUGUCAGAGCGGGCCGCGACAACACCCAGUUCGAGUGUCUUGCCGAGAAUGGAGUCGGGGACGCCGUGUCAGCCGAGGCGCAGCUCAAAGUCUACGAAGGGGAAAAACUGCCAAACGGAUUCCCGUUGAUAUCUCAAGCGCCGACGACGAAGGUGGUCGAAAUGGGACACAAUGCGGUCCUCCUCUGCAUGGCUAUCGGUUCACCGCCUCCGAUCAUAUCUUGGGUACGCGACACGUUACCUAUCGACACGAGCAAUCCACACUAUACGGUUCUGGAAUCUGGGGCGCUGCAAAUUACCGAAUCCGACGUAACCCAUCAAGGAAAGUACGAGUGCGUGGCGAACAAUUCCGUCGGCACGGAAUACUCCAAGUCGGCCAUGUUAUACGUGAAAGUUCGUCGUGUGACACCCAAGUUCUCCAUUCCUCCGCCGGAGGUGAGCGAGGUGAUGCUAGGAGCAUCCCUGAACCUAACCUGCGUGGCAGUCGGCUCCCCGAUGCCAUUCGUCAAGUGGAGGAAGGACCCAGCUACCGAUUUGACGCCCGACGACAAUCUGCCUGUCGGUAGGAACGUCCUGAUGCUCACCAAGAUCCAGGAGUCCGCCAACUACACCUGCACGGCCGCCAGCGACCUCGGAGUAAUAGAAGCCACCUCGAUGGUGAAAGUUCAAUCUCUGCCGAGUCCCCCAGAGAACGUUCAAGUCUCGGACAUCACCGCUACUUCCGUGAAGCUCACCUGGUCGUACAAGGGUUCCGACGAGCUGCAAUACUACGUGAUCCAGCACAAACCGAAGCACGUGAACCAAGCAUUCGCCGAGAUAUCGGGAAUCACGACGAUGUACUACCAUGUCCGGAGUCUCAGCCCUUACACGGAGUACGAGCUCUACGUGAUAGCGGUGAACGCCAUUGGGCGUGGUCCCCCGAGUGCCCCGGUGACUGUCACCACUGGCGAGACGAAACCUGGUACUGCGCCGCGGAAGCUUCAGGCCCGACCAUUGAGUUCCAGCACGAUGGUCAUACAGUGGGACGAGCCGGAAACACCGAACGGACAAGUGACGGGAUACAAAGUGUACUACACGAAGGAUUCGAAUCAGCCGAUGGCGUCGUGGGAAUAUCAGAUGGUGGACAAUAACGAGCUGACUACCAUCUCGGACUUGACGCCUCACACAAUCUACACGAUACGAGUGCAAGCGCUAACGAGCGUUGGCCCUGGUCCACUGAGCCUGCCCGUUCAAAUAAAGACGCAACAAGGGGUACCGAGUCAACCGGAAAUGUUGACGGCGGUAGACACCGGGGAGACCAAAGUAACGCUCCAAUGGAGUAAGCCAACUCAUAGCGCGGAAAAUAUCCUCAGCUAUGAGCUAUAUUGGAACGAUACUUAUGCAAAGGAGAAGCAUCAUCGAAGGAUACCGGUCACCGAGAACUACACCCUGACGGGCCUCUACCCUAACACGCUGUACUACGUCUGGUUGGCCGCGAGGAGUCAGAGAGGCGAGGGAGCGACGACGAUUCCAUAUCCGGUUCGCACGAAACCGUACGUCCCCGGGGCUCCGCCUCGCAAUGUAAGCGGAGAAGCGAUCAGCCCGACCUCCAUAUUGGUAACAUGGGAACCCCCGCCUGCCGAUCGAUCGAACGGGAGGAUCGCGUACUACAGGCUGCAAGUCGUCGAGAGCGGACGCUCCGACUCGGAGGCGAUAUCUAUCAAACUGAAUGACACGAAAUUUACGUUGGACGAACUGAAAAAGUGGACCGAGUACCGGAUUUGGGUAUUGGCCGGGACCAGCGUAGGUGACGGACCUCCGAGUUAUCCUAUCACGAUCAGAACUCACGAGGACGUGCCGGGAGAUCCUCAGGACGUGAAAGCUACGCCAAUCAACUCGACCGCGAUACACGUCGAAUGGAAACCUCCGAAGUCGCAAGAACAAAACGGCGUGAUAAGAGGGUACCAUAUACACGUUCAGGAAGUGAGGGAAGAGGGAAAGGAUCUCCUGAACGAACCCAUACGUCGCGACGUGCUCGAAAACGGUGUGCUGGAAGUGAACAUUACCGGUUUGCAACCAGACACUAGAUACUCGGUUCAAGUAGCCGCCCUCACGCGAAAAGGAGACGGCGAUCGUUCGCAGCCGGUUCACGUCAGAACACCUGGAGGUGUGCCCAACAGGCCUCAGGUUAACGUUAAAGUUCUGUCCAGGGAUCCCGACGUGCUCGAGUUGGAUUGGGUGCAGCCUACGCAAACCUACGGCACCCUUUUGGGUUACAGGAUAAGAUACGGAAUUAAAAACCAGACGCUCAAAGAAGAAUUUAUCCAAGGAACGCGAGAGCACACCUACAAAAUCGAGGGCCUUGAACGGGGUGUGGACUACGAGUUUAGGGUCGCUGGACAAAACGAAAUCGGUUUCGGCCAAGAAACAGUACGAUACUGGUUCAGCCCCGAGGGCGAACCCACUGGACCGCCGACGAAUCUGUCGUACUUCUUUCAAACCCCGGACACGGUGUGCGUGACGUGGGACGAGCCACUUCGGAAGCAUAGAAACGGUCAGAUAAUCGGUUACGACGUUCAAUUCAAUAAAAAGAACGACCAUUCGACGACCAUCGAUCGGAACACGAACAAGACGAGGGCUGUUUUCACCAACCUCGAAGAAAACACGGAGUACGUGUUCCACGUGAGGGCUCACACGUCGAGAGGUAGCGGUCCUUACUCGGAGAAGAUCACGAUAAUCACGGAGAAAGACAUAGGACGGGCACCGAUGUCCGUGAAAGCUGUGGCUACGUCGGAGACCAGCGUGGAAGUUUGGUGGGAACCUGUGCCUAACCGCGGAAAGAUCACUGGUUACCAAAUAUUCUACACGACGACGGCCGUGGAGGACCUGGACGAAUGGAAGCAAAAAAGCGUAGGCCUGACGGAGUCGGCGGAUCUCGUAAACUUGGAAAAGUUCACGCAAUACGCGAUCACGGUCGCCGCCAAGUACAAAACUGGUUUGGGUAGGCUCAGCGACAAGGUGACCGUGAAGGUGAAACCGGAGGAUGUGCCGUUAAAUCUAAGGGCGCCCGACUCGUCCACCCAUUCCAUGACCCUCUCCUGGACACCGCCUAUAAGACUGAACCCGAUGAACUACAAAGUGUCCUUCGACUCCGUGAAAGAGUUCGUCGACUCGCAGGGCAUCACGCAAACCCAAAUCGUUCCUCGCAGACAAAUCCUCUUGGAUCCCAGCGUGACGACCACCACGAUAAACGAACUGCAACCGUUCACCACUUACAACGUGAACGUGAGCGCGGUGCCACGAGACGGACAGUACACGCCGCCUGCUAAAAUCACCGUCACCACCCAAAUGGCAGCGCCUAAACCCAUGGUCAAGCCGGACUUCUACGGAGUGGUGAACGGCGAGGAGAUUCAAGUGAUUCUACCUCAGGCCUCCGAGGAAUACGGACCAAUUUUCCAUUACUACCUGAUCGUUGUGCCUGAGGACAAAUCGACGGAUGACAAGCAACCGGACGAACUGACGGAAGACAUGAUCACAGGCAAGGGUGCCAAAGAGGAAAGAGAGAACGCCCCCUACAUCGCGGCCAAGUUUCCCCACAGGGAUAUUCCGUACACGUUCUACUUAGGCAGCGGAGACAUAUACGAGGGUUAUGAAAAUCGGAAACUCGAGAAGAACAAACGGUAUCGAAUUUUCGUACGUGCCGUCGUCGACACGCCGCGAAAGCAUUUGUACACUUCGUCGCCGUUCUCCGAGUACCUGUCGCUCGAUAUGAGGGUGGCACCACCUGGUGAACCGCCGCAACGACCUAACCCGAACACUCCGAUAGAUGGAAAUCCAGAGAUCAUCGCGAAAACCAACGGACAAGAGCCAGGCAUGGUAUGGGUGGUCGGACCGAUAAUAGCGGCGAUGUUGGUCAGCGUUUUCCUCGUCCUCCUCUUCGUCAUCAAAAAACGAAGACAGCCGUGCAAAGCACCCGAUCAAGCAGCCGUGACACGACCGCUGAUGGCCGCCGAUAUCAGCUCUAAUCACGCCCCGUCCGAUCCGGUAGAGAUGCGCCGUUUAAAUUUCCAAACGCCCGGCAUGAUUUCUCACCCUCCUAUUCACAUCAACGACUUGGGGAAUCACAUCGAGUGUCUAAAAGCGAACGACAAUCUGAAGUUCAGCCAGGAGUACGAGUCGAUAGAGCCUGGCCAACAGUUCACUUGGGACCACUCGAACAUAGAAGUGAACACUUCGAAGAAUCGUUACGCGAACGUGAUCGCUUACGAUCAUUCGAGGGUAAUCCUUCAAACUAUAGACGGGAUCUCGGGCACGGACUACAUAAACGCCAACUAUUGCGACGGGUACAGGAAACAAAACGCGUACGUGGCUACUCAAGGGCCGCUUCAAGAGACGUUCGGGGAUUUUUGGCGAAUGUGCUGGGAGCUACGGUCUAGCACGAUCGUGAUGAUGACGAAACUCGAGGAGAGGGCGAGGAUAAAGUGCGAUCAGUAUUGGCCGUGCAGGGGAUCCGAGACCUACGGUCUGAUGACGGUGACGAUCACCGAUGUUCAGGAGUUGGCUACAUACUGCAUCAGAACGUUCCAAGUGUCGCGGGCUGGAUACUCGGAGAGACGCGAGAUAAAGCAGCUGCAAUUCACUGCCUGGCCCGACCACGGCGUACCCGAACAUCCCGCGCCGUUCUUGCAAUUCCUGCGCAGAGUACGAUCCCUGAAUCCACCGGAAAGCGGACCAUUGAUCGUCCACUGCAGCGCCGGCGUCGGCAGAACCGGCUGCUUCAUCGUCAUCGACUCCAUGCUCGAAAGGAUCAAGCACGAGAAAAUGAUAGACAUAUACGGUCACGUAACUUGUCUACGCGCCCAAAGGAACUACAUGGUGCAGACCGAGGAUCAGUACAUAUUCAUUCACGACGCGCUUUAUGAGGCGGUGAUCUGCGGCAACACGGAGGUGCCCGCCAGAAACCUUCACUCCCACAUUCAGAAGCUCAUGCAAUCGGAGAUCGUCAACAUAACCGGCAUGGAGCUGGAGUUCAAGAAACUGUCCAACAUCAAGGUAGACUCGUCGCGUUUCAUAUCGGCGAACCUGCCGUGCAACAAGCACAAAAAUCGACUGGUACACAUCCUGCCGUACGAGUGCACCAGAGUGUGCUUGCAACCCCAGCGCAACAUCGAGGGCUCGGACUACAUAAACGCGAGCCUGAUCGACGGAUAUCGCUACCGCGGUGCCUACAUAGCGACUCAGGGACCUCUCUGCGACACUACCGACGACUUUUGGCGUAUGCUCUGGGAGCACAACUCCACGAUCGUCGUUAUGUUGACGAAAUUGAAGGAGAUGGGCAGGGAGAAGUGCCACCAGUACUGGCCCUCCGACAGGUCGAUACGUUAUCAGUGCUUCGUCGUCGAUCCCAUCGCGGAGUACAACAUGCCGCAGUACAUUCUAAGGGAGUUCAAGGUGACGGACGCUCGCGACGGCGCCAGUCGCACGGUCAGGCAAUUCCAGUUCAUCGACUGGCCCGAGCAGGGGGUACCAAAGUCGGGCGACGGAUUCAUCGACUUCAUCGGGCAGGUGCACAAAACGAAAGAGCAAUUCGGCCAGGACGGACCUAUCACCGUGCAUUGCAGCGCGGGAGUCGGAAGAACCGGUGUCUUUAUCACGCUCAGCAUCGUACUGGAACGUAUGCAGUACGAGGGCCUCGUCGAUAUCUUCCAAACGGUCAGAAUAUUGCGAACGCAGCGCCCAGCGAUGGUUCAAACCGAGGACCAAUACCAGUUCUGUUAUCGCGCCAGUUUGGAAUACUUGGGUUCUUUCGAUCAUUAUGCCAACUGACAACCCGAUUCUCGCGAGGAACGGGAAUCCAGCAGGGAUAGAAGGGAUCGUCAGAGGAACGAGAGAGACGUGGGCGAACGAGCGAAAGUACGACGCGUCUAGUACAAUGGGAGCACUCUUGGAGGAGUAUGUGUAUAACUAUUCGACGAACGGGAAAUGUAGGCUACACCAUGAUUCGGGUGAAUAACGUACUAUACUCGUACCUUCCAUGGACAGAUAUAGUAGAAACGCGAUAAAUUUUGGGCUAACUUCUUGGGCAACUAAACGCGCAGCAGCCGCGAGUAUCUUAGUAAAUGGUGUUCGCAGCGAUCACGGCCGUGUGGAGAGUUUUUCUUUCAUUUUUUCGCGGCACCGUAAGUGCUGAUACUCGAUUUUAUUCACAUUCCCUAACGACUAACGGAACAAGACUGCCGUUUAGAACGUAUCGGCUAAAGUAAUCGUAGAAACAAUCAUAUCUGUAGCGGUAUCCUUUCCCGAGACUUAUUUUACGGGUUAUGGAACACAUACGUGUAUACAUAUGUACACACAAAAUUUUUUGGGGGAAGUGGUGUAGAAACGAAGGAGGAGGACACACACACACACACACAGACCCGAAAGUUGAUCGAGCAGUGGAAACUGAUUCUUAUUAAACAAAAUGACAUGAAAAUGACAAAAAAAAAAGAAACCAGAUGAAAAGAUCUCGAAAAAAUCGUAAUCGAAAGUUCGAUUAUUGAAACAUAUCCAACCGACGAUCAACGCCCGAGACACCUUGCGAUUACGUUUUUUCCAGGUCCCUCGUGAAACUACGGUUGCUUAGAUAGUCUAGGUUGCUAAGCUAACGAUAAGGCGAAAAACCGACGGGGAUUUAUCGUCGCGAUCGCGAGCCUCGCGAGUCAUAUGUUGAACAACUUUUUUCUAUCCGUUGGAGAACAGUGCUUCCAUAUUUUGUGGGAAACGUAAUACGUCUGAAACAAGGGGAACCGAAUCGAGAGCACGGACCGUGACACGUUCUAUAAAAAUAAAGAAAGAACAAAUAAAAAUGUACUUAUCGAGGACAAGGGAAAUCGCUAAAGAUCUCCGUAACUAGCGUCGAGAGUAAACCAGAAGGGACGCGAAUUUUCCGCUCACUGACACGAAAAUUACCAUACUGCCAAAUCGACAAUUAUUCAUGCUGCGCCCAUUACGCACGAUAGGGAUCUUCUCAUUACCUACUGUAAUUUUAAGUAGACCGUAAGCUAUUGUUCUAAGAUUUAGAUGAUAAGCGACGCCAUUAGAACAAGAAAAAUGAAAAAAACAGAUGGGAUUCGAAUGGUGCAUGAGUGAAAGGAAACGGUGCCUAUAUUCAAUUAAAAUGCACAAAAGUGUUGUGCAGGUCUCUACGAGAACUAAUUUAAACUAGAAGCACUGUAUGUCGGAUUUGCGUACUGUUCCCCCGAGCCCUCGAUGCCCUCGUGUACAAAGUCCCAUUGUAGGCUUCUACCUCGACACUACUUUUACGAUUUUCCCGGUUAUCUAAACCAACAAUUUCUCUACCAACUUCGAUCAUUCCUGGCUCGGUUUAGACUGAAACCGAGUGCUUCGUGCUGGGGAUUAAAACUCGUUUUGUAGCAGAACCUACCCGGAAGCGUACCUCGCAAUCAGCGAAAGUUAAAGCCCGUAAGACGGGCGAAACAUUGUCAUCUCUCCCCCUUUACAUUCUCCCGCUCCCCAGCACCGAAACGCCAAAUCAAUGCCAAAAACAACAAAACGAACAAUUAACGAUGCAAUCGAUCCCACGCGGUACAUAUGUAUAUCUUUUUUGAUAACGAUCGAGAAACCAUUUCGACGUGUAUUGAUUAUACAUUGUAAUUCAAAGAGUUGCAAAGUCGCGUAGUCUACGAGGACAAUAAGCAUACGCUCGUUUGUAUAUCUUCUAUAUUUCGAAAAUCAUCGUCGUACCGUUUCGGUAUACAGAGUCGUUUCGUCGCUGUUCGAUGCGAUACAGCGUACAAUUUCUAUUUACUAAAAUAUUAUAAGUAUGAUACGAUGAUAAACUGUACUACCCCGUAAAGAACGGAUCACUUUUUCGUUUUUGGCAUUCCUUUGGCUUCGAUUGUUCGCACGUGCGACGAUCUACGCGCUCGGUAUUUGGUAUCGGAAGGCACAUUCAGAAUUCUUUCGUAUUUGUUCUUUUUCUUCUUUCAAAUUCGACAUUUAGAUUCUGAACCGUUUGAAUCGAGGAUCGACGAUGUUUCUCCUUUUUCGAAAGUGGUUCGAGGGUCAGGAAUUGUGACUAAGUGUACAUAAAUGCACCGUCUGUCAUUAGCAACAUUAUAUAAAUAUAAAUAUAUAAAUAUAUAUAUAUAAAUAAGAUGAUAAAUAAUAUAUAUAUAUAUAGAUAUAUAUUACGGAUAACACAAAUUAAGAGAGUACGCAUCGAAUGAAACUGGGUGGAUAUUUUCCAGACUACCGGGUUUGAUGCGUGAUAUCCGAAAAAGCACGUUGUUUGUUACACGAUUUCGUCGAACUUCAUUUUCACACCUUUCUCAUUCCGGUUGACGCGUUUUUUGAUACGAUCUUUUUUAACCUUUUUGUAUGAUGUAAGUCUUGUUCUUUUACGUGAACUUACCGUGCAUAUCGUAUUUUUUAACGCGAGAUUUACAUUACAGACUAAGUGCAUUGCUGCGUUAUUAUUACUUUCCAUUUUUGUCAGAACGUGCAUUUAUUUUUGUCUAUAUCGUUUUUAUUUCAUGUUGUAAGACUGAAGGCCAUCGCGUCUGAUCUAUUACUACGUAUUCUCAGUACUUGUAAUAGUACUUAAAUGGCUCGGUCAUCAUUGAAAGGUAAACUACUUAAUCAUCGUAUCUCUCGUUGUUUACCCAAACUCCGUUAACACUAUUUUUAUUUUACAUAUGGCUCCAUUAACGUCCCGUGCAUUAAUUCUGCGCGAUAUAUAACGAAAUUUCUCUCUCCCAUUGAACUUUUUAAACAAACGUUUAAUUAUACACACGUACGCGAACAAAAUUGAUAACCGACUGACAUUUCGAAAUGUACUGGCCUUUGGUGCGAGCUCCGAAGUUACUUUCCAAAUCAUUAUUUUAUUUUUAUAAUUAUUUUUUUAUACUACCGACUUGAUUCACGUGUAAGUUACUUUUAUCGUCUCUUCGUCGUCCUUACGCUUUAAUUCUCUUAACGAUAUAUUCGUGCUUCUGUCAGAACACAAAUUCGAUAUUGUUACGUUGGUAACGAAGAAACGACUGUUUUCCCGUAAAAUGUGACUAAAGAAUCAAUGCAAAACAAUUUCUUCGACGAAAAUGCGCUAUCGCUAUAAAGUACAAUUGGUAUGUAAAAACUUACUAAAAAUCUAAUCAAAUACGAUGAUUUUUCCAAGUAUCGUUAUACGCGAUUCACGGCUUCGUAACGUUUCCUGUAGACUUUCUUUUGAUCGUUGAAAAGACUGACAAAAUAAGUAAAAUGCCCUGGUUAGAAAUUCCUUGCCAACAAAUUUUUGCAUCUACCGAAUUACAGAUCGAUUAUUCGUUAAGAUUCUCACGCGCGAGGGAUGUAGUCCGUAUAGAGCGUCUUGUUAAGAAAAAAAAUACAAAAAAAAAAGAAAUAGUUUUCAAACUUUCAAUUCAAACAACCUACUCGCAUGAUUCUUACAGUAUUCGUAAACGAGCAAACAUAGAAAGAAAAAAAAAUGAAAGAAAACGAGAGAAAAUUGCAGAGAUUUUUGUCACAAUAACUCUCGAGAUAUCAUUACUCUUCCGGUGUUACUUCUUACUCUAUCAUUCGACUUUUAUCAAUAUAGUUUUAACAGCGGACAAAAAAAAAAAUGUUUCACCGCACAAAGUGCGGUAUUGCCAACGUGGUCGACAACUUCGUGUUUAAAGUUCCAGACUAAAAAAUACAAUACGUUACGAGAAAACGAAAUUAAAUGAUUGUAUAAAUAUAUUUACUAGUUAUAAGUUGGUAGCGUUAAAUUGUAUUCGAUGAAUUUACCAAUAACAAAGAAGUCCACGAUAUUCGUAUAUUUAUAAGAUACCGAUCGUAACGUUAUUACGUUUUUUUGUAUCAUUCCAAAAGAUUUGUGUAUCUUGUACUUAGGCGCGUGUCUAUUGUUAGUGUUUAUAAUUUUUUUUAUAUCCCAAAAUGUAUAGCAAUAUGUGGUUUGUUGUAUUCUUCUUCUUAAAAAAAAAAACACGAAACUCGCGUUUUUCGGAGCAGUCUUUAAUAAUGUAACAAAAUACAAUCGGCCAUUUAUGCUCCGUGCAAUACUACGACGAGUUUGUUACUGUGUGUACGGUCACCUCGAGUUCAUCCACUCGGACGAGACAGUAAUUGAAUACAGUCGUUCAUUCCGAGAUGAAUAUGAAUUAAAAAAGACAAAGAAUAAGUCAAAUACUAAAUAUCGUUGAAAGAAUGGGAAAUUAUUUUGUGAUACUUUCUUGCCAGAAAGAAUACAACAGGCUGAAGUGAAUAUGAUAAAUGCAAUGUUACUAAUUAACACUUAUACAAAUUAAAUAUUGUGUAAUAGGAAGUCUGUUGACAAGGAGAAAUAACGUGUACAUUAUGUAUUGCCCUGUGGCAUCAAUAAACUAAUAACUAAC
This is a messenger RNA of Hylaeus anthracinus, 10559 nucleotides long. RefSeq names its product tyrosine-protein phosphatase Lar (gene Lar). Lineage: Eukaryota; Metazoa; Arthropoda; Insecta; Hymenoptera; Colletidae. The record is from RefSeq and is a predicted model, not a curated record. Gene Ontology annotation, biological process: protein dephosphorylation. Bases 349 to 5991 code for a protein of 1880 amino acids. The transcript is spliced from 18 exons. Gene Ontology annotation, molecular function: protein binding; protein tyrosine phosphatase activity.